CCGCGGUGCCGAAACGUAGGCAAUAGUCAUGCAGAAAAGAUGAGUUUGUUUCGUAUAUAAAUGGUAGUAGCAUCUUCAGUUAAUUCACAGUUCAUCUUCUAGCAUACAUCAGAAUACAGAGGAAGAACCACGAGAUAUCAGAGCAUGGCCAAGGUUUUUCUUAUUUUCACCUCGGCGGUGGUAGCUUGCGUAUUAGCCGAGCCCCCAGCUGACCGAUCGUACUUGCCACCAGGCGAGGACACUGGAGUUGCCUUGAGAGGACCACAGCCAUCCAGCCAAUACGGGACACCAUCAGGUGCUUCCAAUGGAUUCGGGCGUGGAAACUACCCCUCCAGCCAGUACAAUGCACCCUCCACCGGGUCUAAUGGAUUUGGUGGUUCUCCGUCUUCCCAGUACGGUGCUCCCACAGCCUCACGCAGAUCUGGUGGUGGUACUCCUUCUGCCAGAAAUGGAGUACCUUCCUCACAAUACGGCUCUCCUUCAGCUUCAAGCAGAUUUGGCGCAUCAUCUUUCGGUCGCAAUGGCGGUGUUCCUUCAAGUUCCGGGCGUCUUGGAGGAGCGCCCUCAAACCAAUAUGGUACACCUUCUGCUUUUGGUCGCAACGGAGCUUCUCCUACAACACAGUACGGUACUCCUUCAGGUCCGGGACGAUUCGGCAGUGAACCUUCUAACCAAUAUGCGUUUGGUCGGAAUGGUGGCUCCCCCUCUCCCCAGUAUGGAGCUCCAUCAGCGAACGGUGGAUUCGGUGGUGCUCCUUCAGCCAACGGUGGAUUCGGUAGCAAUCUGUCUUCCCGAUACAGCACUCCAUCAGGCUCAAACAAAUUUGGAGGUACCAAUGGGGUGUCUGGACCAUAUGCUUCAAACGGUGGAUACGAGUACUCUGGAAUACGCAGCGGAGGACAAGACGACGACCUCUCUGAACCAGCAAACUACGAAUUUUCUUACGAAGUUAACGACCCAGAUUCUGGAAGCGACUUUGGUCAGGAAGAGAGUCGACAAGACGAGGAAGCCAAAGGAACGUACUACGUCCUGCUUCCAGAUGGGCGUAAGCAGAUUGUAGAAUAUGAAGCCAAUGAGGAAGGUUACAAGCCAAUGAUCCGGUAUGAGGAAGCUGAAGGAGGUUACCCAGGAAGUCAGGGUGCUUACCCCGCACAGGGUGGAUACCCAGGAUCAUCGCAGAGAGGACAAGGGCCCUACUAAGAUAGUUAGUCAUUAGCAUAUCAGUCCCACGCCUUGUAUAGCAUACCAUUAUAUUUAAAUAUAUUAGACUGAAUGCCUAGUUAGAUCCGCUAGUUAACGUUGUAUAUGUGUGUAUCCAUUACAUUUAUCGUGCAUAAUAAAUAAUGAUAAAUUAUA
Messenger RNA from Zootermopsis nevadensis, 1356 nucleotides. RefSeq lists its product as uncharacterized. NCBI's taxonomy places the organism in Eukaryota, Metazoa, Arthropoda, Insecta, Blattodea, Termopsidae. Gene Ontology annotation, cellular component: extracellular matrix. The record is from RefSeq and is a predicted model, not a curated record.